CACAGCACGGAUCUUUACAAUUCACAUUUUGAUGAUAUGUUGAUUACAAACCGUCGAUUUUCUUCGUCAAAUUGGUGAUAUUUUGCCUUGUCUAUCCGACGAGUUGAUAAAAGAUAUGGCAGAGAUCAAAGUAACACCACUUGGGGCUGGUCAAGAUGUUGGUCGGAGUUGUAUUCUUCUCACGAUUGGAGGGAAGAAUAUCAUGAUGGACUGUGGCAUGCACAUGGGAUACAAUGAUGAGCGACGAUUCCCAGAUUUCACUUACAUCAACAAAGACGGUCCUCUAACUGAAUUCCUCGACUGCGUCAUCAUCAGUCAUUUUCAUCUUGAUCAUUGUGGGGCGCUACCGUACAUGUCUGAAAUGGUCGGCUACGAUGGCCCAAUAUAUAUGACGCACCCAACGAAGGCGAUAUGUCCAAUCCUACUGGAAGACUACAGGAAAAUAACUGUGGAUAAAAAGGGCGAGACAAAUUUCUUCACAUCGGAAAUGAUCAAAUCCUGCAUGAAGAAGGUAGUAGCAGUGAAUCUCCAUCAGUCAAUACAGGUGGAUGAUGAGCUGGAGAUCAAGCCAUACUAUGCGGGCCAUGUGUUAGGAGCUGCCAUGUUUCAUGUCAAGGUUGGCCAGCAGUCUAUGGUUUACACAGGGGACUACAAUAUGACUCCAGAUCGUCAUUUAGGUGCUGCCUGGAUAGAUAAAUGUCGGCCCGAUCUCCUUAUCACCGAGUCCACCUACGCCACAACCAUCCGAGAUUCAAAACGAUGUCGCGAGAGGGACUUUCUGAAGAAAGUUCACGACUGUAUCGACAAAGGUGGCAAGGUCCUGAUUCCUGUCUUUGCCCUUGGGCGUGCUCAAGAACUGUGCAUCUUAUUGGAGACAUAUUGGGACCGGAUGAAUUUGAAAGUUCCCAUUUAUUUCUCUUUAGGAUUAACAGAAAAGGCCAACCACUACUAUAAGUUGUUCAUCACAUGGACAAACCAGAAAAUCCGACAGACGUUUGUCCAGCGGAAUAUGUUUGAUUUCAAACACAUCAAGGCGUUUGAUCGUUCCUAUAUAGACAAUCCAGGAGCAAUGGUUGUGUUUGCUACACCCGGCAUGUUGCACGCUGGUCUGUCACUGCAGAUAUUCAAACGCUGGGCACCUUGUGAAAAUAAUAUGGUGAUCAUGCCAGGGUACUGUGUUGCGGGCACUGUUGGCCAUAAGAUUCUCAACGGAGCGAGAAAACUUGAGUUGGAAAACAGACAAACACUGGAUGUGAAACUCUCUGUGCAAUACAUGUCAUUCAGUGCCCAUGCUGAUGCCAAGGGAAUCAUGCAGCUUAUCCGACAGUGUGAACCAAGGAAUGUCAUGCUUGUCCACGGAGAGGCUGCAAAGAUGGACUUUCUCAAGGAAAAAAUUCAGCAGGAAUUCAAAAUUGAUUGCACAAAGCCAGCAAAUGGAGAGACAGUCAUUAUUCCCACAUUUCACAACAUACCAGUUGAUGUGUCUCUGAAGCUACUUAAGAGGGAGGCAGAAAUAGCAUGUUUAAAGCCUCCAGAUCCAAAGAAGCCGAGAGUAAUGCAUGGUGCUUUAGUAAUAAGAGACAAUGGGCUUCAGCUAGUCGACCCAAGCCAGGCCCUAUCUGAACUUGGAUCACAGGAGCAUCAGAUCAGAUUCACAUCGACUGUUGUGCAGGAGGACCCAGUGAAGGAAAGCAUCCCUAGAUACCUCGAGAAACUCCAUCAGCUAUUGAAAGGAAAACUAAAAGACUACGGUGUUACACUGUCCUCAGAUGGCUCCAUCAGCAUAUCGGACUCUGUCUUGGUGAAAGUCUCUGGAGACGAGGAUGAAAAGGAGAUUCUUGUUUCGUGGUCGUAUCAAGAUGAGGAACUAGGAAGCUAUCUACUGCAGCUGCUUUCACGAUACUCAUCAUGAGGUUGGGAGAUUUUCCCACAUAGCAUAAGGUUGUGUCAUUGUUUGUACUACUUGAGGUGCUAUGUGUUGUCUCGAGACACAAACGUUUUAUUCUGUGGACCAGCGGUGUACAUCAAUCCUGAAGUCUUCUCCUUUGAAGAAUGGAUGCACGUACACAACGCUGGUAGAUCGGCAUGACUGUAGACAAAAGUACACUUGUUAUCCUGUAAUUUAUGUUUGUCAAUACCGCUAGGCCACAAAAAUUUCAACCCUCAAUAUCGACUUCAUCUCGACCUCAUUUGUACGUGCACGAUCAAUGGACUUGUCCUUCCUGUGACUUAACUACUCUAUCAUUGGCGAUCAAUAUUACAAAUAGUAGGGGGUAUUUGAUCAAGAUAUUGGUGAUGGUCCAUGACUGGACAUUUAGUGCAUUUAUUGUUUUUUCUGCCGAAAGAGGAUGUGCUACGACAAAGUAAAUAAUAACCGUGUGCUUGUUUUGGAUGGAAUCAUGUGUACAUAUCCAUUUGUAUUGUAAAUAAAUCCACUUUUUGUAAAUAAGUCGUUGUUUAUUGAUCAUCUGAGUGGGCUUUAAAUAGCUGGAUUGUUUUGCCUAUGUUUUACAACAUGAGAGAUGACAGACUUCUAGCUCCAUGUUCAUUCAUAUAGGCUACCAUGAACGUGUUCAUGCAAGUCAUCCAAUGUCGUCUUGGAAUUCAAUCCCAUGAUUGAUGUAAUAGGCCCGUGAUUAUAAUUUAUCACAUAAUGGACUGUGUUAUACAAGUCCAUUUUGGGG
Molecule: messenger RNA, 2684 nt
Organism: Lineus longissimus
Lineage: Eukaryota; Metazoa; Nemertea; Pilidiophora; Heteronemertea; Lineidae
Product: integrator complex subunit 11-like
Exons: 12
Coding region: 116-1912 (598 amino acids)
Biological process (GO): snRNA processing
Cellular component (GO): nucleus
Molecular function (GO): RNA endonuclease activity
Source: RefSeq, a predicted model, not a curated record